AUGGAAAAUGAAUUAAAAAUAAAAAGUAGAGAGUCAAUUAGAAUUUACAGAUUAUUCGAAAUUUGGAAGGAAAGAAAAAUUUAUUUGAAAUCAAAAUAUGACAAAAUUUUGGAUUUUGAAUUAAAAAGAAUUGAAGAAAUUAAGAAAGAAGAAAAUUAUUUAGUUGAAAUGGAAUUUGGAUUGAAGAAAUUGGUAGAAGAUGAAAUGGAAAGUGAAGAAAAUUUUUUUGAUAUUGGUAAUCUAAUAAAACAAAAAUGGAUAAAAAUUGAAGAAAAUGGAGGAGGAGGGAAGUUUAAUGAAGAAGAAAAAAUAAAAUUUAAUGAAUGGAUUAAAGGACAGAAUUGGGAAAUUAUUAAAAUAAUAAUUAGAAAUAAUGAAAUUUUUAAAAAACAAAUAAAUAUUGGAGGAAAAGGGUACUUGAUUGAAAUGAACUUUUUGUCAAUUUUGUUAUCAAAUUUGCAAGAAGAGUAUGAAAUUAGAUUAAAAUUUGUUGAUUUAAUAGGGAUAAAAGGAGUUAAAGAAUUUUAUGAAUUAUCUAAAAUAAAGUUUAAUCCAAAGGAUUUUGGAUUAGAAGAUGAGGAAAUUAUGAAAAUUGAAGAAGUGAAGAAAAAAGAUGAAGAAGUUGAUAAAAAGGAGGAAGAAGAAGGGAAGGAAUUAAUAAAAGGUAAAACAAAAAUGUUAGAGAAAUCAAAAAAAUUAUCAGUUUAUGAAGAAAAAAAUAAAAAAGGAAAAAAUUUAAAAAAUAAAAACAAGAAGAGUGAACAUGAUCGGGAAGAAAAUCGAGAAGAUAAGGAAGAUAAAAAUGAAGAAAAGGAAGAAAAUGAAGAAGAAAGUGAAGAAAAUCGAGAAAAGGAAGAAGAGGAAGAAGAGGAGCAUCAAACAAAAAAUAUCCAAGAAGGGGAACCUCUUGAAGAAACAAAAAUAAUUGAUAAAUAUGGCAAAAGACCAAUGGAAGAAUUAGAAAAAGAGGAAGAAAAUAAGCAAGAAAAUACUGACAUACCUUCCUCCAAUCCUUCUUCUUCCUCCCCUCCUUCAAAAAUAAUUUUGCCAAUUUAUUUUUUAAAAAAUGAUUAUUUAAAUGAUUUUUAUAAAGAAUUAAAAAAUCAAAAUGAGGAAAAUAAUUGUUUAUUAAAUGUUGGCAUUUUAAUUAAUGAAAUUGGACGGAAAAUGAGACCAAUAAAAAAAUAUAAAAAAAUUAAAGGAUGGCCAAAUUAUAAAUUAAUUAAUUAUUUAAAAAAUAAAUGGGAAUUUAUGCUGAAUGGAGUAUUUUUGAAGGAAAUAAAUAAUUGUGAGAAGUUAAAAAAUAAACUGGAAUUAUUUUUAAAAGAAUUAAUUGAAUGGGAAAAUGAUAGAAUUGAAAAUAAUUCUGUAAGGUUUUUUAAUAAAAUUAAUUUUGAGAAAUGUAGAGAAUUUAAAUAA
Meloidogyne enterolobii is the source of this 1419-nucleotide messenger RNA. The record is from the annotation of a GenBank genome assembly. NCBI's taxonomy places the organism in Eukaryota, Metazoa, Nematoda, Chromadorea, Rhabditida, Meloidogynidae.